This is a messenger RNA of Rotaria socialis, 1737 nucleotides long. NCBI's taxonomy places the organism in Eukaryota, Metazoa, Rotifera, Eurotatoria, Philodinida, Philodinidae. The record is from the annotation of a GenBank genome assembly.
AUGCAAUUCGAUGAUUUCUAUACAAAUCUUGGAUCAUUUGGUCGAUAUCAAAAAACCAAAUACUUCCUAAUAUGUUUGACGUAUAUGUUACCACCGAUCAUGGUCUACACGUGGUCAUUUACCGCAGCAAAACCAAAUUUCCGUUGUCGUACACCAAUGGAUAAUGCGCUGGGAGUUUCACCAACUGAUGAUGGUAUACGUCGUUAUGCACCAAGCGAAUCUCAAUGCCGUCAGUAUCACAGUAAAAUAUCAGUCGCUGAAUGCCAAAAAUGUUAUCAAUUAACGAAUGAAAGUGAUUACGAUACUUCACAGAUGAAACCCUGUACAAGUUUUAUUUUCGAUCGAACUUAUUAUCAAUCAACACUUGUUGAAGAGUGGUAUAUGGUUUGUGGUCGUGUAUCUCUUCGAAGUUAUGUUCAAACUGUUUUCUUCUUUGGUUAUAUGGUUGGUUCACUUGUGUUUGGUGUUCUAUCUGAUAAAUUUGGCCGACGACCUAUUAUGGGUGUUUCGUUUAUUGUUAUAACGCUUGCGAGUUUGAUGUGUGCGUUGGUGCCGCAUCCAAAACUUGGAUUCGAAAUAAGUUAUUCAGUUUUCGUACUCGGUCGAUUUUUACUUGCUUGCGGCACACGUGGUGUUGCUCUAACGGGUUUUGUUAUUGGCUCGGAAAUCGUCGGGCCAAAACAACGUUUAUUUACUGGCAUUGUUAUUGAAUAUUUCUUUGCUGGUGGUGAAUUAGUUCUUUUAGGAUUUGCUUAUUUUAUGCGAUCAUGGCGACAAUUAAAUACAACAUUAGCUAUGUUUUCAAUACCAUUUCUCUUUUUCUAUUUUGUACUUCCCGAAAGUCCACGUUGGCUGCUUUCGAAAGGACAUUAUGAACAUGCAGAAAGAAUUCUUCGUCGCAUAGCCAAAACAAAUGAUACUCAAUUUGAUUCAAUUGCAUAUGAACAUUUAAUACUUGCAGAAAAAAAAAGAGAAGCAUUGCACCCAAAGAAAGUUCACGGUUUAAAACAUUUAUUGCAAUCGAAAAUUAUGAUUAUCAUUGCAAUUAACAUGUCAUUUCAAUGGUUCGUACAGAAUCUUGUUUUCUAUGGUGUUUCACAAAAUACUGGAGAAUGGUUACCCAAUCCGUACAUAUCAUUUUUUGCAGGUGCUUUAAUAGAAAUUGCUGCUUAUUGUGUUGUUCAUCUUGUACUCGAUCGAUUUGGACGAAAACUAACCUAUUGUGGGUUUGUAUUAUUCUUUGGAAUAGUUGCAUUUCUGGUUUUACCGAUACAAAUGUUUAUAACAACAGAUAGUCGAGUGCAACGUACUCUUAUGUUUAUACUUAAUGUUGCAUUGAAAUUUCUUGCUUCUGGAUCUUAUGCUAUUAUUUACAUAUAUGCAAAUGAAUUGUUUCCAACACAAGCUCGAAAUACAGGAAUGGGAAUAUGCUCAAUGUUUGCUCGUUUUGGAGCUAUUAUUGCAACAUUCUCGAAUGAUCUUUUAGUUCGAGCAUGGAUUCAUUUUCCUAUCAUUGUCUAUGGCACGACGUCACUGAUUGCUGUUGCAUUUGCGACAAUAUGUCCCGAGACAGCGAAUAGACCUUUACCUCAAACGAUUUAUGAUAUCGAUCGAAUGGGCUUAACUUUGCCAUGCCGAAAAUCAAGACCAUUGGCAUGUGAUGAUAUGAAUGGUAUGACUGAUAGCGAUGAAGAUAUAGCAUUAAAACAUCAACUCAAUGGAAAUGAUAUUUUUUAA